This is a messenger RNA of Cladophialophora immunda, 1445 nucleotides long. RefSeq names its product thioredoxin. The transcript is spliced from 2 exons. The coding region runs from base 222 to 1178 and encodes 318 amino acids. The record is from RefSeq and is a predicted model, not a curated record. NCBI's taxonomy places the organism in Eukaryota, Fungi, Ascomycota, Eurotiomycetes, Chaetothyriales, Herpotrichiellaceae.
CGACAUUAACGGGAGCCAGUCACGGUUUCCCAAUUCUGCUGCCUUGAACGGUUUCCGUAAUCGGACUGGCCCUGAUUCUAGUCGACAAGGGAAUAGUCUGGGACCGCGGACCAAGUCGUGACUGCGUCACUGCGACGGUGCCUUUUUGGUAUUCUACCACGCAGCGCACUCCCAUCGUCAACCCAAGGCCGGGCAUUUGGCGGGCCAGACAAGCCAGCACCAUGUCCAACUUAGUCCAUAUCGAGUCGACCGACCAGUUCUCAGCCCUCCUCUCCUCCUCGAAGAUCGUUGUUGCCGACUUCUACGCCGACUGGUGCGGGCCGUGCAGGCAAAUCGCCCCGAUCUUUGAGCAACUGGCAGCGCAACUGUCUCGGCCAAACAAGAUCACGUUCGCCAAGAUCGACACCGACAAACAGCAGGACAUUUCAAGGUCAUAUGGCAUCCGAGCCCUGCCCACCUUCGUGGUCUUCAAGAAUGCGCAGGCGGUCAAAUUCAUUCAAGGUGCAGACCGAGAGGGGCUCUCCAACGCGGUGAAAGACUUGGCCAACGAGGCGAACAAACUGGAAACAGGAGAGGGCGCAGGGGACUCAAGCGGUGGCACGUGGCUGGGUGCAGAGCUACCAAGAGGAUACGGCGAUGUGACUUCUCAGAUUGAUGUCUUGGGCAUGGAACUGCUCAACUGGGAUUCUGAGCAUGGAAAUGCACGAACGUUGAUCGGCGGCAGCAAGCCCAAAGGACAAGCAGAGGCCAAGGCAGAUUGGGUCGAAAGCGACACGGAUGAACAACUCAUGCUCUACCUCCCCUUCAUGUCUACGCUGAAGAUUCACUCGUUACACCUCACGUCCCUACCCGACAACACAGAUGAUGAUGAAUCCCCAAGCCGGCCGACGCAAGUCAAGAUCUACACCAACAGACCUCGCAUCCUUGGUUUCGACGAGGCCGACGAUACGCAAGCGGCGCAAGAGAUCACGCUGUCCGAGAAAGACUGGGAUCCAAAGACCGGGACUGCCAAGAUUGAACUGCGCAUUGUCAAAUUCCAAAAUGUGUCCAGCCUGGUUUUAUUCGUGGUGCAGAGUGAAGGCGACAACGAGAAGGUCCGGAUUGAUCGCAUCAGGGUUAUUGGUGAGACAGGAGAGAAGAGGGAUGGGAAAAUCGAGAAGAUCGGAGCAGAUGAUUAAGGGGCGGAGAGACACUGGAGCUCAGAGAUGCUCCAGCAUGCGACAUGAGAGACGACCGCAUUCAGGCUGGAGACAAAAGCGACUCAUACAUUGGGGGGCAAGCAACGCUGCAAACAAAAAAAGAGCAUAGACCUUGGAUGGAGUUUCCAUUCAUCUUUAGGUAGAAGAUCAAGACUCGUGUCGCAGCCUUAUGACUUUGUUGCUGCUGCAAACCAACAUCCUCCAUCCGUCUCUCAGACGCCUAGUUUAAAUUCAUCACAUUCCUAG